Molecule: messenger RNA, 708 nt
Organism: Gracilinanus agilis (Agile Gracile Mouse Opossum)
Lineage: Eukaryota; Metazoa; Chordata; Mammalia; Didelphimorphia; Didelphidae
Gene: GINS4
Product: GINS complex subunit 4
Exons: 8
Coding region: 37-708 (223 amino acids)
Biological process (GO): DNA-templated DNA replication; double-strand break repair via break-induced replication
Cellular component (GO): GINS complex
Source: RefSeq, a predicted model, not a curated record
ACCGGAGCUGUCGGAAGAAAAAGCAGAUUUCAGAAAAUGACAGAGGAGACAGAUUUCACUGAACAAGACUCUGAUGGAGGUAGUGAGGAAGUGGUACUAACUCCUGCAGAACUCAUUGAAAAAUUGGAGCAGGCCUGGCUAAAUGAAAAAUUUUCCCCUGAGCUACUGGAGAAUAAGUGUGAAAUUGUAGAAUGUGUCAUAGAGCAGCUGGACCAUAUGGAAAAGAAUCUCAGUAGAGCAAAGAAGGGUGAUUUGAAGGUUAGCAUCCACCAUAUGGAGGUAGAAAGAAUCCGCUACGUCCUCAGCAGUUACUUGCGAUGCCGACUGAUGAAGAUAGAGAAGUUUUUCCCUCAUGUCCUUGAAAAGGAAAAGACACGUUCUAAUGAAGAACCUUCCAUUCUCUCUCCAGAAGAGUUUGCCUUUGCCAAAGAAUACAUGGCUAACAUAGAAACUUACCUGAAAACUGUGGCCUUAAGGCACAUGCCUCCUAACCUGCAAAAGGUAGAUCUUCUAAGGUCAGUUCCCAAACCUGAUUUAGAUUCAUAUGUAUUUCUGAGGGUGAAGGAAAGACAAGAAAACAUUUUGGUAGAGCCAGAGACAGAUGAACAAAGAGAAUAUGUGAUUGACUUGGAAGAAGGUUCUCAGCACUUGAUCAGAUACAAAACCAUUGCACCUCUAGUGGCAUCUGGAGCUGUACAGCUGAUUUAA